AUGCCGUUUAAAGAAUCACCCGAAGAUUCUUUGGGUGAGUCAUUUUACAGUGCACGCGGAAGAUUCUUGAACCUUGAGAAGAAAUUAUCUAAAAAUUUAAAUUUUAAACAAAAAUACGUUGACUUUAUUAAAGAAUAUCAGGAAUUGGGACAUUUAUCAGAGUUUGAUCGACCUUCAUUCGGUUUUUAUUUACGUCACCAUGCGGUAGUACGUGAGGAAAAGGAAACUACAAAAGUGAGAAUCGUGUUCGAUGCGUCUGCUAAAUCAUCUUCUGGAAAGUCACUAAAUGAUAUCCAAUUAGUAGGGCCUGUAGUUCGGAGCGAUUUAUUUGAAAUUUUAUUGCGUUUUCGUAUACAUAGAUUUGUAUUAACUGGGGACAUUGAAAAAAUGUAUCGGCAGAUAGAAAUAGAUAACUCUCAACGGCAUUUACAGCUUAUCUUGUGGCGCGAAGAUGAGGAACAGCCUCUCAAAAUAUUAAAAUUAAACACUGUCACUUACGGUAUGGCUUCUGCUCCUCAUUUGGCCACUAGAUGUCUCUUGUAA
Molecule: messenger RNA, 543 nt
Organism: Melitaea cinxia (Glanville fritillary)
Lineage: Eukaryota; Metazoa; Arthropoda; Insecta; Lepidoptera; Nymphalidae
Exons: 1
Coding region: 1-543 (180 amino acids)
Source: RefSeq, a predicted model, not a curated record